ACUCAUUUUUGCAACACACAAACGACACGUUUCAAACAAUCACUUUUUAUUGGAUUUCCUCAAAUCAAUUCAAUAUUUUCAUUAUAACAAGAUGGAAGAAAUUCCUAAUCAAGAAAUAUCAACAGAUAAUCAGGAUAAAGAGAAUAAUGUUCUCACACUUGAAGUGUUGUGCAUAAUCAAACAAAGUCAACUUCAACAUGGUCUAAAACAUGGUGAUUAUCAACGUUAUCGACAAUAUUGUGCCAAACGUUUACGAAGAAUUCGUAAAGCUUUAGGCUUUGUUCAAAGUGUUGGAUCGAAAAAUCGUACCACUUAUCAACCGAAACCGGUGACACCACAAAUAGCAUUUGAGGAGAAAAAUCAAAGUUCUAAAAAUGCCAUCAAAUAUCUUUACAUUCCAUUGAUUUGUGCGGAACGUAGCUGGGCAUAUGCUAUGCAAUGUAAACAGGAAGCAAGCACUGAAACUCGGCGUAAAUUUCAUAUGAUUCGUCGCUUACGGAAAGCCGUUUAUUGGUCGACUAAAUUACGUGAUCUUUGUAAUGAUGAGAAUAGUCGUUGUGAUGCACGGACUAAAUUGGAAACCUGUGCAUAUGCUGAUUAUCUAAAAGGUCUUUAUUAUUUUGAAUUGGACCAAUGGCAACAGGCAUCCGAUUUGUUGAAUUCGGCACAAAACAUCUAUGAACAAUUGUAUAAAGUGUUGAAAGAUGAAGAAAUAAUGAGCUGGUACAAACAACGAAUAGAUGAAAUCAAACCAACAUUACGAUAUUGUGCAUUCAAUAUUGGUGAACAAAAAAUUGGCGCCAAAGAACUGAUCAAAGAGAUUAAAAAUGAUCAAACACUUUCGAAUAAAAUUGAUCAAUUAAUCAGUCAGACAACUGAAAAACAACCAGAUGCGUUUGAUGUCGAAUGGUUGGGCAAAACAAUGUUUAUCAAACAUGAUAAAAUUCUACGAUUUUUGGAUCAGAUCAAAGAUACGAAUAAUGAUUGGAGUCAGCUUAGUUUUUUCGAACAAAUGAUUUUCGAUUGUCGUGAUUGUCUACAAUUGUUACGUGAUAAUAAUGCGGAUAAAUCAUCACAAUAUUUUUAUCUUACCUAUCUUCGUUUGGAUUUGAUUAUCAAACGAAAUCGUUUGUUAAUUACAACCCUACAAAAUCCAUCCGAUCUACUACGACAAUACGAAGCCAUUAUUGGAUGUUAUAAUGAGAUAAAAUUAAUGAAUCUAUCACAAUCAUUUCCGGAUAGUUUUUUGGUGGAAAAAUUUAUGGCCGAAAUCGAUGCACAGACCGUUGCAUAUAGAGCAUAUCGAUGUUAUUAUAUUGCACAUGUGGGCAAAGAAAAUUGGAAAGAAUCGAUUGCAAUGUUGAAUCGUUCAGCACAUUAUUGUCAAGAAUCGCUGCAAAGUGAAUAUGUUUCAAAGGAAACCAAACAAGAGAUUCAAAAACUUUUGAGCAAAGCCAAUACUGAAACAUUUCAAAUUUAUGGUGAAAACAUUUCCAAGGAUACGACAGAACCAGAAUCAUCAUCAUCAUCAAUACUUGAUGAUAAGCCAUUGAUUGAACGUCUUGAUACGUUUAUUGAUGACCCUGAAUUAUUGAGUGGCAAUUCAUCAUUUGUUCAAUUACCAUCAGAAUAUCGUGCUAUACCUGCUAAGCCUUUGUUCUUUGAUUUAGCCUUGAAUCAUAUACGAUUUCCUAAUCUAGAUGAAGAAAUCAAUGCCAAUAAAACGCAAGGAGGUCAAUCCGGUCUAACCGGAAUGGUUAAAGGAUGGCUUGGUGGUUGGCGAAAAUGAAAUUUCUUGUAAUAAUAAAAUAUUAUUAUGAAUUAAUAAAGCACAUUAGUAUGAUUUUUUUGAUUUUAA
Messenger RNA from Dermatophagoides farinae (American house dust mite), 1858 nucleotides. RefSeq names its product signal recognition particle 68 (gene Srp68). The record is from RefSeq and is a predicted model, not a curated record. NCBI's taxonomy places the organism in Eukaryota, Metazoa, Arthropoda, Arachnida, Sarcoptiformes, Pyroglyphidae. Gene Ontology annotation, biological process: SRP-dependent cotranslational protein targeting to membrane. Gene Ontology annotation, cellular component: signal recognition particle, endoplasmic reticulum targeting. Gene Ontology annotation, molecular function: signal recognition particle binding; endoplasmic reticulum signal sequence receptor activity; 7S RNA binding.